Notodromas monacha is the source of this 1271-nucleotide messenger RNA. NCBI's taxonomy places the organism in Eukaryota, Metazoa, Arthropoda, Ostracoda, Podocopida, Cyprididae. The record is from the annotation of a GenBank genome assembly.
UUGUCGUAAUUUUCAGGAUUGCAAAAAAGCUCGUCUGGUAGACAAAUUUACAACACCAAUAAUACACCGGGAAAGAAGCCUUCCAUUUUACCAUUAUGAAGAAACAGGUGUUGAUAUUGCUUCUCCUAGUGUCUGGGGUAUUGUUUAUGGUUUCUCCCGAACCGAUGAAACAGAAGAAACCCAAUUUCAUGUACUAUUUUAUUCUCGUCACGAGAGGACCCGGAGCAGGUGGAAAUGGCACCAACACAACCAACACAACCAUGCAACGCAUUCAUGACCAAGCAAGGGUUUUCCUUCAUGACAGGCCGGGCUGGCGGCAAGAAAGACAACGGCGAUUCAAAAAGCACUUCGCCGAGGUACUUUUUGAUGACGUCAUGGGAGCCUUUAAAAGUCUGAAACGACCCCACAAAUUUUUGAUUGAAACUUCAGCAUACCAAUAUCAGGAACGACGUCAUUCAUUUCACCAUGAAGAUAAACCAGGCAAUCCUAAUUCAGUUGAUGUCUGGCACCGAUUUUAUAUUCUUGUAGCAGGAAGGACGCCAUCCAUUGUGCCGUACAAUACCAUGAAGGCACACUUGGCUAUCGCAAUUCUGCUGAUGGAUGCCCAAUUGCGCAUGCUGGUUUAUUCUGAACCGGGAGUUCAGAAGAAAACCACUUGCUGCCCGAUCUUCAUUUUCAUCACGCAAAGUCCCGAUGAAUCAAGUGGAAGUACUGCGGUGCAGGUACUCCGAAGGCGAGUGAACGACCCUGCGUUAUUUCUUGACGCAACAGCAAGGGGCUACCUUCACAACAGGCCAGGUUGGCACCAAGAAAGAGAAUGGCGAUUCAAAAAGCUCUUCUCGGACAUACUUGUUGAAGACAUCGUCGGAACUUCGAAAAAUCUGAGACGCACCCGCAAGGACUUGCUGGAACCCAAUUUUGAAACCCAAAUCCCCCUGUGCACUUGCCAAAAGGCUCCCUUCUGUUCCGUGUUUCGACGCCACAGGAUCGCCUCUGACUGCCACUGGCCACCUGCGACCCCCAAAGUGGGCCAUGUAUCAGAACCUGUUCAUCCUACACGGGGUAACGGCAAGGAUUACAAGUGCGCGGCGCUUCUGGGAUGGGAUCUUGGGCCAGAUGUGGCCCAGGCUUACGAAGUAACUGAGGGACCUCAAGUCAUGUCCUGUCCAUAUACACAACGAGGAUCGGAAUGUUCCAGAAUGUUCAACCUGCAACAGAUUGAUGCCGCCAUUUUGAUUAAAACACAGUCAGAACGGAAAACCAAGAAGUAA